GUGGGCAUUUUCGGUGGGCGCUCGGAGACGAGGCUGCUGCUGCUGCUUCGGAGAUGGAGAGGCCUAAGGAAUCCACGAGUUGGGUGUGACUACAGUUUUACCCGACCCGAAUCCAACUAAUUGCCUUCCCUUAUUAAUUUGGGCCGGGUUAGCGGAUCGUGUCUUGAUCUCCACCGCUAAACCCCCUCUAAAGCCCUAACCCUCUCCCUCUCUCCUCUCUCCUCUCUCUCUCUCUCUCCCUCUAGGUUUUUGUUAAUGGCAUCAAUUCAGCGAGCUCUGAGUUUCAUCAGAAGGUUCCGGCCUCGGCCUCAAUUCGCCACCGCUGCUCGAAGUUCUCCUCUAAAUGAUUCCUCCGCUUCUUUUCUCAGUACUGUUGGGCUCAGCCGGCGAGGUUCCAAUUCCUCUGCAAGCAAGCAUCGUUGGGAUCCGAUAUCGGCGCUCGUGUUUGCUGGGCCUACUGCGGUUUUUGUUGGUCUUGGUGUGAACACUGCGUAUGCUGAAACUGCUUCUGAUGCUGAACCUAUUGCUGCUACUGAACAAGGGGAGGCUUAUGUGACUGGCCUACGCAGAAUUGAAGAUGGUUCAGUAGUUUCAAAUUCACAUACCAUUAAGUGGAGAAUUUUCACUGAUAAGGGGAGGGAGCUAUUUCUGAAAGGUAAAAUAGAUGAAGCAGAAAAGUUCCUUCGAUCAGCUAUUGAUGAGGCUAAAGAAGGAUUUGGACCUAGGGAUCCACAUGUUGCAUCAUCAUAUAACAACCUGGCAGAAUUUUACAGAGUGAGGAAGGCAUUUGAGAAAGCUGAGCCAUUAUAUUUAGAGGCAAUAAGUAUUCUGGAGGAAGCAUUUGGCAGUGAUGACGUAAGAGUAGGGGCUGCUUUACACAACCUUGGGCAGUUUUAUCUUGCUCAGCGGAAACUUGAGCAGGCUCAAAAGUGUUAUGAGCGAGCUUUAAAGAUAGAAGGACGUGUUUUAGGCUAUGGGCAUCCAGAUUAUGCCAAUACCAUGUAUCAUCUUGGAAUGGUGUUGCAUCUUCUAGGAAAAGUAAAGGACUCUGAGACUAUUGUUGAAGAGUCUAUUAAAAUUUUAGAGGAAGGAGGUCUUGGGGAAACAACAACUUGCAUACGGAGGAUGAGGUACCUUUCGCAGAUGUUCCUGAGUUCUAACCGAGCAGUUGAGGCGGAAAAGCUACAAAGAAAGAUCUUACAUAUCCUGGAACUUUCAAAGGGAUGGGAGUCAUUGGAUACUAUAGUAGCAGCAGAAGGUUUAGCCUUGACUUUGCAGUCCCUUGGAAGCUUAAGUGAAGCACGGGAUCUUUUGGAACGAUGUCUUGAGGCCAGAAAAAAGAUUCUUCCCCACGAUCAUAUUCAGGUGGCUGCUAAUAUGCUUCACUUGGGUAGAGUAGCUAUGCACAAAUCUAACCACUUACGAAAGGUUAAUAUAUCUGAAGCAAGAGGUGAACUUGACAAAGCCAAAACUUUUGUUGAUAACUCUAUUAGGAUAGCAAAGACGGUUCUGAAUUGUGCAAGCAAAAAUUAUAACAGCCUCCAAAGCAGUGAUAAUUCCAAUGGAAGUGCGAAGGAUCAGCACAGGGCAUUAGUGAUACUGUUGCAAUCAAUGGACUUGGCUGGCCUUCUGGAUAUCGCAAAAUGUGAACUAUUAGAGAAAGGGCUAGCUGUCUUCGUCUCCCAUAUCUUGCAGGAAAAGAAUUUUAUUUUUGAUGCUGAACUUUCUCUUCGGGAAUGUAUUGCAAUGUUUAAAGAGCCUCGGAUACGAUGCUUGUUAAAUUCUCCGGAUGUCAAAAGCGAGUAUCUGUCAUGCCUGAAGCACCUCACAACUAUGGUCAAUGAAAACAUAGAUGGCAACAAUGAGAGGUCCACAGCACUAAAAGAGCUAAGAGAUGAGGCUCUUCAUGUGGAGGCUGAGCUCUCCCCUCGUAGGAGGAACUAAAUGGAUUGGGGCGGCUGGCUGCUUUAAAUUCUUCUGGUCUUCUGUUCUUCUAUUCCUUUAUCGUUGCUUUGUUGCUUUUGCUUGUGCACGUUUCUAUGCACGCGUGUGUUGCCAAGGCCUAUAGAUCUGGUUAUAAUGUAAUAAAAGGGAUCUCCUGUUUUUGGUAUAUUGCAGGAGUUCAUUUAUUUAUAUAAUUGUGUACAGUUCAUGGGAAUAAUAUAAAAUAUGUUUUUUCACUUUUUUCAA
Molecule: messenger RNA, 2190 nt
Organism: Asparagus officinalis (garden asparagus)
Lineage: Eukaryota; Viridiplantae; Streptophyta; Magnoliopsida; Asparagales; Asparagaceae
Product: kinesin light chain 3
Exons: 18
Coding region: 256-1944 (562 amino acids)
Molecular function (GO): protein binding
Source: RefSeq, a predicted model, not a curated record